AGUGGCAAUUGCUAUGGCAAAGAGGAAACCAAAAAAGUUUAAAGACGCAUCUUCAGUCGUAGGGGCGAAGGCAAGACAGAACGGCAUGACACAGCCAGGGAAAUAUGACAUGUUUGCCAUUGCUGCCGUUGCUUUGGUUGUCGCCGUUUGCGUUGUACCACUGACAGCUGAAAUAUCUACCUCUGGCUUCCCCCAUCACAAGCACAUAGUCCUGAGGAUGGAUGAGGCAGUUCUGACAGUCAACAAUGAGCUGGACACUGAGGUGGUGGUGUCCUGGAUGUCAGAGCACUGCUACCAGUGUUUGUACCAGCAGUUAGGGGUGGUACCUGAAGGGUCCAGGCCUGGUCAGCCCACUUCAGUAAACUUCGUUGUGAGCACACAGCAUGAAAUUACACUGCAGCUCAACAGCACCCCGGUCAACCUGGAGCUCUGCACGGUUCCAUUUCACUUUGGGGAGCACGGGAACUACUCUCUGUGGGUGAAAAACCUGAACGACUCCUCAGUGGUCAACUGCUCCCUAGUGACCCAUGCAGACCCCGUCAACAGCUACAUACCGAUCCUGGUAGCUUUUCUUAUCUUUGCCGGACUGGCCGUGGUGUUUGCCAUUGGAAAAACAAUAUUAGGGCUUGAUGCAGUGAAGGCUGCCCUCUUCCGAAUUGGCAGCUCCAUGGAGACAGAGAGGCUCAUCAAUUCUGAACUGGGCUCCCCUGGCAGGACAGUAACACUCACUGACAACAUCCUCCCUCCGCCACCCAACCCCAGCAAGAGGCUGCGAUCUCUGGACACAUUCAGAGGUAUCUCCUUGGUCAUAAUGGUGUUUGUGAACUACGGAGGGGGGCGGUACUGGUUCUUUAGACACGAAAGCUGGAAUGGCCUUACUGUUGCAGAUCUAGUGUUCCCCUGGUUUGUGUUCAUAAUGGGGACAUCCAUUGCCCUGUCAAUCAACUCGCUGCUCCGUGCAGGCUCCACCCGCUGCUCACUGUUGAGGAAAAUUGUGUGGAGGAGCCUGCAGCUCUUUGUCAUCGGUGUCUUCAUCAUCAACCCGAACUACUGCCAGGGACCAUUGUCUUGGGACAACCUGCGGAUCCCGGGUGUAUUGCAGCGCCUGGCCUGGUCAUACCUAGUUGUAGCCUGCCUGGAUCUGUUGGUGGCGAGAGGUCACGUUGACAUCCUUACAACGGAUACUUGGUGGUCUCCUGGUCUUGACAUCUUGCUGUACUGGCCGGCCUGGCUGUGCGUGCUUCUCUUAGAGAUCAUGUGGCUCUGCCUCACGUUCCUACUUCCUGUACCAGAUUGCCCAACGGGCUACCUGGGUCCAGGUGGGAUCGGGGACAUGGGCCUGUAUGCUAACUGCACCGGUGGAGCGGCCGGUUUCCUUGACCGAUGGCUGCUUGGAGAAAACCACAUCUACCAGACUCCCUCGUCACGGGUGAUUUAUGCAACUCGUGUUCCAUUUGAUCCAGAAGGUGUUCUUGGCAGCAUCAACUCUAUCCUUAUGACUUUUCUUGGAUUGCAGGCUGGAAAAAUAAUCUUACACUACAGAGAUCUUCACAGAAGUAUAAUGUCAAGGUUUCUUAUAUGGGGCCUCUUGUUGGGAGUCAUAUCAGCAGUUCUGACCAAGUGUUCCAAAGACCAGGGCUUCAUUCCUGUCAACAAGAACCUCUGGUCUCUGUCCUAUGUGACAACACUGGCCUGCUUUGCAUAUGUGCUGCUAGUGCUGGUCUACUACACAGUGGAUGUGAAGAAGUGGUGGUCUGGGGCGCCUUUCUACUACCCUGGUAUGAACUCCAUCCUGGUGUACGUGGGCCAUGAAGUGUUUGAGGAGUACUUCCCCUUCCGUUGGCGAAUGGCCAACAACCAGUCCCAUGCUGAGCACCUCACCCAGAACCUUGUGGCUACUUCCUGUUGGGUCUUCAUCUCCUACUUGCUCUACAGAAAGAAGAUUUUCUGGAAAAUUUAGAAGCGGAGCUGGACAAAAAUACCAGAGGACAUUGUUUACAUCAGAAAUGCUGGAGUUUUGGAGAGCAGAAAAGAAAACCAUUUGGAAAGCGGGAAACAGGAGACUGAUUAUUUUGUCAAAACUAUGGUGUCUCUAAACAUUUGUUGGCUUCUUAUUUCAAACAGCACCUCAUUUUUGUCUCACAGUGUUUUCAUUUUUUAGUCACUGCUCUAUCGGACCAUAAACGUUUUAAGUCUUUUCCCAAAGAUCUUCAGAUAUAAAGCAGCUGAUCCCUGCCAAAUAUCUUAACUGACUCAGGAACUCAUCCAAAAAUAGUUAGAGAAUUUGCGAACUAUGAAGACACGUUUAUUUGUUGUUUGACCAUGUGUUAUAGAUGCCGGUUUUCAUUCCUCAUCUUGUAUCACAGACAACAGCAGCAGGGUGGCAGUAGUGGUUUAACGAGCCCCUGUUGACUUCCCCUUCGAAGAAACCCUGCUGCCAUCUUAAGCACUGUUGCAUUACUCUGAAAACUGAAGUGGGUUUUUGUGAGACUGACUCUUCAAGAGCAGAAGGAGGCAGUAAGCAAUGUCAACUAAAGAGAAAAGGCUGUCAAGAAUGUAGUGAGCUUUCAUCAUAUCCACUGCGCAGUGGAAUAUGGGAGUGGUAUUAAAACGAGGAGAGACAGUAUGUCGAGGUUUUAAAAUAUGAAAGUUAAACCUCUGAAAUAUAUCUGUCCUUAGUUGUGUGUGUAUGUAUGUAUCUGUGUGUGUGUGUGUGUGUUUAGACUUCAUGAUCUUUUAUUAGUGUUUCCCAUUUGCAGUCCUCUGCAUGAGUUGCCGCUCACAUUUAGUUAAAUGUGCCCCAAAUUUAUAGAAAACUCUUCUACUGUAUGUUGCCCAUGUACAGUAGGUUAAUUGGGGGAUUUGAAAAUAUAUAUUUGAUGAUGUCUUAAAUCAUCAUAAAACUAUGUUGCCGUUCUCCCACCAUAAGUGUGCCCCCUUCUAUGACUGAAAGUUAAUCUAAAUAUUAUUUUAAACACAUUUUGCAAGAUUAUGUGUUCAGUUUGUAGAAUAUCUGAAUGCUGUGAGAGACUUUGGAGUAAUUGUUUAUCUAGUACUGUCUAAAUUGAUUGAAUUCAUUUAGUCAAACUUUUUUACAAUUAUUUUUUAUAUUCACCAUUUGAAAAAAAAUGUAAUAAAAUU
Chelmon rostratus (copperband butterflyfish) is the source of this 3141-nucleotide messenger RNA. RefSeq names its product heparan-alpha-glucosaminide N-acetyltransferase (gene hgsnat). The record is from RefSeq and is a predicted model, not a curated record. The transcript is spliced from 18 exons. Lineage: Eukaryota; Metazoa; Chordata; Actinopteri; Chaetodontiformes; Chaetodontidae. Bases 14 to 1960 code for a protein of 648 amino acids.